GGAGAAAAUAAUCUAUUGGGGAGAGGAGGGAGGGAGUACAAAGUAUCGCAGCAAAUUCAGUAAUGAUAUUGGCAGAGAUCUUUAAAAUCUUAUUUAGGAGCAAGAGAGUAGGCUAAGUUGCGAGUGGCCUCUACUGCUUGCUGCUUGCUGCUGAUGCUGCCACCAUUAAAUACCUCAAUUGGAUCUCUAGUUUUUCUUUUAUAGCACUUUGAUGAUGUACUGUUCCAUUCAUUUUCCGUAGGCAUAACACACAGCCUUUUUUUUUCUCUCUCUCUCUCUAUAAAAUGUCGAUGUAGAAAGAGAAUUGGGCAACAACAUCGUCAAAGGAAUUGGGGAGGGGGUGGGUUUCUUCUGUAAAGUCAUCUGGGGUUUGCCUGGUCAAGUGGGUAUCUAUCACAUAAAGAGACAUAACUCUCAAAAGCUGUGCUGAGAGAGAGAGAGAGAGAGAGAGGGAGAGAGAUGGGUUAGGCUGUGGAAUUGGAAUUACUGGGUUUGGUUUUUGAUUUGUAGAUUUGGGGAAUAGUUGGGGGAGGAGGUGGGGGAUGGAAUUGAAAAAAAUGAAUGGCAGAACUUUUUGGGAGAGGCAGACGAGGCGGCAGCAGCUUCAUCAGCAAGAGCAGAAGCAACAGGUUUCAGAGUGGUGGCAGCAGCAGCAAUUGCAGAAAGAAGAAGGAGAGAGAGAGGAGAGAGAAGAAGAUAGAAGAAGCCAUUAGGAUUAGGAAAAAGCACUGCCCGUUUAAAGCUGGAAGAAGAAAAGCAAAACAAUCCGAGUCUGGAUCCUCAACGAAAUCGCCCUCAUCAUCAUCAAAACCAGAUUCUAAUUUCGAGGCAUGUAGAAGGAAAAGCAGAGGAAGACGACCAAGAUUCUCCACCCCACCACCACCAAGACCACCACCACCACCACCCUCAGCACCAACCGCAUCCUUUCAAUGUGCACCAGAAUCAGCAUCUUUUUCUUCAAAACACUCACCAACAAGACCAAAAUCUACACAAUUACUACGCAGUUUUAGAUUCACAGUCACAACAACCCCACCAGCAACAAGCCCCCAAAAAACGUUCUUACUUUCAGCUUCCUCCUCCUCAUCCGGUGGCGGCCCCUGCCGCCUCUGUCUCCACGUUCGCCGACCAGAGCAUCGAAUAUGCGAGAAAAAUGGGAGAGAGCCACCGCCAAACAUCGACGUCGUCAAGGUUGGGGAUGAGAACCGGCGGCGGGGGUGGGGAGAUUGUGGAGGUUCAAGGAGGCCACAUUGUUCGUUCCACUGGAAGAAAAGACCGUCACAGCAAAGUUUGCACAGCCAAAGGUCCAAGAGACCGCCGUGUUCGCCUCUCUGCUCAUACCGCCAUCCAGUUCUACGACGUCCAAGACCGCCUCGGGUAUGACCGACCCAGUAAAGCUGUAGAUUGGCUUAUAAAAAAGGCCAAGGCCGCCAUUGAUGAGCUCGCCGAGCUUCCUGCAUGGCAUCCGAGCACAGGAAACGCAUCCACACAGGGGGAGGAGCAGCAGAGUCUGAAUGAUGAGAACGAGAAUCUACUUUCAGUCCAACGCGAUGUGUUCAAUUCAACAGGUAAUCGGAGAGCGACGGUGUUGGGGAGUGACAGUAGAGUCUCAGAGUUUCCUCUGCAAAACUUGCAGCAUACCCAAAUGGGGGAAGGCCCAAAUAGCAGCACCUCAAGCUUUCUCCCACCGUCGCUGGACUCGGACUCCAUUGCUGAUACCAUCAAGUCGUUCUUCCCUAUAGGCACGUCGGCAGCGGCGGCGGAGACGACUUCUUCGUCGAUUCAAUUCCAGAAUUACCCACAAGAUUUGCUUUCUAGGACGAGUAGCCAGAACCAAGAUCUGCGGCUUUCUUUGCAGUCUUUUCAAGACCCAAUAGCUAUUCACCGGCAUCAUCAUGCUCAGCACCAGAGUCAAGGUCACCAGAAUGAGCAUGUCCUGUUUUCCGGCACCGCCCCAUUAAGCGGGUUUGAUGUGACCACCGCUGGUUGGUCUGAACACAACAGCCUCAAUCCGGCGGAGAUUAGCCGGUUCCCGCGGAUAACUUCUUGGAACGCAUCUGGUGCAGAAACUGGUAGUGGCGGCGGAGGUGGGAUCAGGAGUGCGGGCUAUGUAUUCAACUCGCCGCACUUGCCAACUGCGCUGCCACCUUCACAACUUAUGCAGCCAUUAUUUGGAGAAAACCAGUUUUUUUCUCAGAGGGGACCCCUUCAGUCCAGUAACACACCUUCAAUUCGCGCUUGGAUUGACCCAUCACUUACACACACUGAUCAUCAACAGCAUCAAAUACCACCAUCAAUCCAUCAAUCCUCCUACGCAGGCUUAGGAUUCGCCUCAGGUGGAUUCUCUGGGUUUCACAUUCCAACGCGAAUUCAAGGUGAGGAGGAGCACGAUGGCAUUUCAGACAAGCCAUCCUCUGCUUCCUCUGAUUCUCGCCAUUGAUUUGAUAAAAAAAUCCCAAGAUUUUCUCUUCUAGAGGUCCUAACUUCAAAACCCACCUGUCAAAUUUAUCUGAAUCCUCAACACAAUUGGUCCUAACCUCAGCUUCUCUACUACUUUAGACGAUUUUGUUAUUGCAGGUGUGCAUCUUCAAUUAGAAAAGCCAAGGUUAGCAGCACCACCGUCAAGCCACCACAUGGUUUUCAAGAGGGCAGAAUUUUGGGUCGUUUUGUUUCAAUGGCCUUUACCAUGGAAGUAGUGAUUCUGAGUGCUUUAGUUCUUAUGGUCCAUGGUUUAUUUAGCUUCUGUCAGUUGUUUAUGUUAAAAAAAAACCUCUUAGGUCUAAUCUUUGAUGAAUCUCUUGAUGGAAUUGUCUUUCUUAUUUGUUUCUGUAGCAAGACUUUUAUUAUUCUGAUUACCUUUUUGAAUUAAUAUUUCGAUUUUAAUCUCUGCUAUGUUCUACUUUCCCCUUCUAAGCAGUAAACUGACUCUGUUUGUGGUA
Molecule: messenger RNA, 2936 nt
Organism: Cucumis sativus (cucumber)
Lineage: Eukaryota; Viridiplantae; Streptophyta; Magnoliopsida; Cucurbitales; Cucurbitaceae
Product: transcription factor TCP4
Exons: 1
Coding region: 1151-2437 (428 amino acids)
Biological process (GO): regulation of secondary shoot formation
Cellular component (GO): nucleus
Molecular function (GO): sequence-specific DNA binding; DNA-binding transcription factor activity
Source: RefSeq, a predicted model, not a curated record